GGCGGUGCACUUGGGGAGUUGGAAAGCUCAGAAGAAAUGUCUAACGCUGUGGCGAAUGGGCUGGCCGGUGCCGGAGGUGGUAUCAUUGCCCAGAUCAUCACUUAUCCUCUCCAAACUGUCAACACGCGCCAACAGACCGAGCGAGUCGCCAAGCAAUCCCUAACUACUUCCAAACGCCUCGGCACUCUUCUCCAAAUCCUCCAGGUCAUCAGAAGCGACGGUUGGGGAGGACUGUACAGCGGCCUCAAGCCUUCGCUGCUCGGCACCGCCGCUUCCCAGGGCAUUUAUUACUAUUUUUAUCAAGUGUUUAAAAACAAGGCUGAGGCCAUUGCUGCUGCCCGUAAACUCAAAGGACGUGGGGAUGGUACUAUUGGGAUGUUUUCUUGGCUUAGUGUGGCAGCCUUGGCUGGUUCCUUGAACGUGCUGCUGACAAUUCCUAUAUGGGUUCUGGUGACUCGUAUGCAGACACAUACUCAAGCUGAGAGAAAAAUCAUGGAGGAAAGAAAGGACACUCUUUUGAGGGAAGCUUCUGAAAGCGGCUUAACAGGUUCCGAAUUACAACACAAAUUGGCUGAACUUGAUUCAAUAAAACCACGUCCGUACGGAACUUUGCAAGCAGUACAUGAAGUUUAUACUGAAGCUGGAAUUGCUGGAUUUUGGAAAGGCAUUGUUCCAACACUUAUUAUGGUUUGCAACCCAUCAAUACAAUUUAUGAUUUAUGAAGGCUCGUUAAAGCGUCUCAAGGAAAAACGUGCUACCAGCAAGCAGGGAAAGAAAAAUAUAACUGCUUUAGAGGUUUUCUUGCUAGGGGCCUUGGCAAAACUAGGAGCAACUGUCACAACUUAUCCUUUGUUAGUUGUCAAGUCAAGAUUGCAAGCAAAACAGGAGAUUGGUGGGAAUGUUUCACUAAGAUACUCAGGUACUUUUGAUGCCAUAUUGAAGAUGAUCCAGUAUGAAGGAUUGCCUAGCUUUUACAAAGGGAUGAGCACAAAGAUAGUGCAGAGUGUUUUUGCUGCUUCUGUACUAUUUAUGGUUAAGGAGGAAUUUGUCAAGGUUUACAUGUUGCUGGAAGAUAAAUGCAAUAAAGCUCUAUUUAGUUCAGCAAAAUGAUUAUCUUCCCAAUGAAAGCUGAGAACUGUGUCCACUAAAAUGCACAAUAUAUAUAAUCUGGUGCAAGUGACCUGAUUAGUUCUUUUGAAGAUGAAUAUACGCACACACACACACGGACACACACAAUAGUCUUUGUAUAACAUUUUUAGGACAUCACGUGGGUCAAAGAUUCAUAAUGUGAUGUUCAUACCAUUUGAUUUUAUACAUUGGAAAGUGAAUUAUGUGAUAUUUAAUUUCACAAACCAUCAUACAUUUAUCCAUUUGAGAGUUUAUUCUACUCUGUAAAUUCCGAUGUUGUUAUAUUGUUAUUGUUAUUGUUGUUGUUGU
Messenger RNA from Argentina anserina (silverweed cinquefoil), 1437 nucleotides. Its product is annotated as peroxisomal nicotinamide adenine dinucleotide carrier-like. Bases 37 to 1110 code for a protein of 357 amino acids. The record is from RefSeq and is a predicted model, not a curated record. Lineage: Eukaryota; Viridiplantae; Streptophyta; Magnoliopsida; Rosales; Rosaceae. Gene Ontology annotation, biological process: nucleotide transport; transmembrane transport. Gene Ontology annotation, molecular function: transmembrane transporter activity. The transcript has 11 exons.